This is a messenger RNA of Dalotia coriaria, 1895 nucleotides long. RefSeq names its product (6-4)-photolyase (gene phr6-4). Gene Ontology annotation, cellular component: cytoplasm; nucleus. The transcript is spliced from 5 exons. Gene Ontology annotation, biological process: entrainment of circadian clock by photoperiod; negative regulation of DNA-templated transcription; circadian regulation of gene expression. The record is from RefSeq and is a predicted model, not a curated record. The coding region runs from base 236 to 1867 and encodes 543 amino acids. Gene Ontology annotation, molecular function: FAD binding; DNA binding. Lineage: Eukaryota; Metazoa; Arthropoda; Insecta; Coleoptera; Staphylinidae.
CGGCGCGCCGCCCCACCAAUCGGUGCCUCCCGAAGAACUCGGCGGUCACGUUGGCACGGACGUGCAUUGCCGCCAACGCUGUUAAUCAUUAACCACAUCCGCUUUAUUCUAGCAAAUCGAGAUUCGGUCUUGAGCUGUACGUAGCAAAUUUUCCAGCGGGUUCGGUUUGAUUUCAUAUUAAAAUCAUAACAAAAGUGAUUUUUGGCAUUAUGCAUUCGUCUGACUGGUGCGGUACAUGAACUGCCAAUUGGGGGGCGGUCGGGAGGCACCUCCCGAAAAACACAUGGUGCACUGGUUUCGAAAGGGUCUACGUCUGCACGACAACCCGUCACUGCGUGAGGGUCUCAAAGGGGCCAAAACAUUUCGAUGCGUGUUUAUUCUAGACCCAUGGUUUGCUGGUUCGUCAAAUGUUGGGAUUAACAAAUGGCGAUUUCUCCUGCAAUGCUUGGAGGACCUUGAUAAAUCUCUACGAAAACUAAACUCUCGUCUAUUCGUGGUACGUGGGCAACCCGCCGAUGCACUCCCGAAAUUAUUCAAAGAAUGGGGAACCACCGCGUUGACCUUCGAAGAGGACCCUGAACCCUUUGGUCGCGUGCGCGACCACAACAUCACGACAUUAUGUAAUGAGUUGGGUAUUACGGUGAUCCAAAGAGUGUCGCAUACCCUUUACCACUUGCAACAUAUUAUUGACCGUAAUUCUGGACGGGCCCCACUAACUUAUCAUCAAUUUCUUGCUGCAAUUGCGUGUAUGCACCCACCUCCACAAGCAGAGCAACCCGUUACAAUUAAAACCCUUAACGGAGCGCACACACCUUUAACCGAGGACCAUGACGAUAAAUAUGGAGUGCCUACACUAGAAGAAUUGGGUUUUGAUACUGAAGGUUUAGUGCCACCUGUAUGGCAAGGUGGUGAAAGUGAAGCUUUAGGAAGAUUAGAGCGUCAUCUCGAACGCAAAGCAUGGGUUGCAUCAUUUGGUAGACCUAAGAUGACCCCACAAAGUCUACUACCUUCCCAAACAGGAUUAUCACCAUAUUUAAGAUUUGGAUGUCUAUCUACUAGAUUAUUCUACUACCAGUUGACUGAUUUAUACAAAAAGAUAAAGAAAGCAUUUCCACCUUUGUCCCUACAUGGACAACUCCUUUGGAGAGAGUUUUUCUACUGCGCAGCAACAAAAAACCCGAAUUUUGAUAAAAUGAUAGGAAAUCCUAUCUGCGUUCAAAUUCCAUGGGAUAAAAAUGCUGAAGCGCUUGCAAAAUGGGCUAAUGGUCAAACUGGAUUUCCUUGGAUAGACGCCAUCAUGACACAGCUGCGAGAAGAAGGAUGGAUCCAUCAUCUUGCCAGACACGCAGUUGCUUGCUUUCUCACCAGGGGCGACUUGUGGAUAUCCUGGGAGGAAGGCAUGAAGGUGUUUGAAGAGUUGCUGCUCGACGCUGAUUGGUCCGUCAACGCGGGUAUGUGGAUGUGGCUGUCGUGUUCAAGUUUCUUUCAGCAGUUUUUUCAUUGUUACUGUCCGGUCAAGUUUGGAAGGAAAGCCGAUCCGAAUGGGGAUUAUAUCAGAAAAUACCUGCCAGUAUUAAAAAACAUGCCCAUUCAAUACAUCCACGAGCCAUGGACAGCUCCAGAAAGCGUUCAACGCGCUACAAAAUGCAUUAUUGGUAAAGAUUACCCACUACCGAUGGUAAACCAUUCGGUAGCCAGCCGUAUCAACAUUCAGCGCAUGAAGCAAGUCUACCAGCAGCUGGUGAAGUAUCGUAUCGCUGGAAAUGACCGCAGCGACAGCUGCUAUGCUGAAAAAUGCAAGGAUGACUACCAGCCACAGCUCGUCACCGUCGGCAAGCACCACAACCAGUGCCCGCUAAUGAAAUAAACUCCACGCGCACAGGCAACAUCCAAGA